Molecule: messenger RNA, 465 nt
Organism: Botrytis sinoallii
Lineage: Eukaryota; Fungi; Ascomycota; Leotiomycetes; Helotiales; Sclerotiniaceae
Exons: 4
Coding region: 1-465 (154 amino acids)
Biological process (GO): ribosomal large subunit assembly; translation
Cellular component (GO): cytosolic large ribosomal subunit; ribosome
Molecular function (GO): structural constituent of ribosome
Source: RefSeq, a predicted model, not a curated record
AUGGCUCCCGUAGCAAAGAAAGGUGCCGCCGCCAAGGGUGGUAACAAGAAGGCCAAUGCCGCUGCUAAGGCUACCUUGAAGGGUGUUCACUCCCACAAGGUCCGCAAGGUCCGUCUCUCGACCACCUUCCACAGACCUAAGACCCUCCAACUCUCCCGUGCACCAAAGUACCCACGUACUUCCAUCGUUUCCCAACCCCGUCUCGAUGAGCACAAGGUUAUCAUCCACCCAUUGAACACCGAGAGCGCCAUGAAGAAGAUCGAGGAGAACAACACCCUUGUCUUCAUUGUCGACAUCAAGGCCAACAAGGCUCAAAUCAAGGAGGCCUUGAAGAAGCUUUACGACAUUGACACCGUCAAGAUCAACACCCUCAUCAGACCUGAUGGAUCUAAGAAGGCCUUCGCCCGUCUUACUGCUGAUGUUGAUGCUCUUGACAUUGCUGCCACCAAGCUCGCCAUUGUCUAA